Messenger RNA from Hippopotamus amphibius kiboko, 1720 nucleotides. It is a transcript of the gene TLE5, whose product is annotated as TLE family member 5, transcriptional modulator. Lineage: Eukaryota; Metazoa; Chordata; Mammalia; Artiodactyla; Hippopotamidae. The coding region runs from base 201 to 791 and encodes 196 amino acids. Gene Ontology annotation, biological process: regulation of DNA-templated transcription; negative regulation of canonical Wnt signaling pathway. The transcript is spliced from 7 exons. Gene Ontology annotation, cellular component: nucleus; transcription regulator complex. Gene Ontology annotation, molecular function: transcription corepressor activity; protein binding. The record is from RefSeq and is a predicted model, not a curated record.
GGGCCCGGGGCGCGCCGGGGCCGGGCGCGCGGGGAGGGGGCGCAGGAAGCGGGCGAGGCCGGGCGCGGGAGGCGGCGGCGGCGGCGGCCCCGGGAGCUGCCGAUCGGCGCCGGGACAAAGGCGCGGCCGCCCGGCGCCCCGAGCAGCCCGAGCCGGGGCGCACAGCCGGGGCGCAGCCCGCGCCCCCCGCCGCGACUGACAUGAUGUUUCCACAAAGCAGGCAUUCGGGCUCGUCGCACCUCCCCCAGCAACUGAAAUUCACCACCUCGGACUCCUGCGACCGCAUCAAAGAUGAGUUUCAGCUGCUGCAGGCUCAGUACCACAGUCUGAAACUCGAAUGUGACAAGCUGGCCAGUGAGAAGUCGGAGAUGCAGCGUCAUUACGUGAUGUACUAUGAGAUGUCCUACGGCUUGAACAUUGAGAUGCACAAGCAGGCUGAAAUCGUCAAGAGGCUGAACGGGAUAUGUGCCCAGGUCCUGCCCUACCUUUCCCAAGAGCACCAGCAGCAGGUCUUGGGAGCCAUUGAGAGGGCUAAGCAGGUCACCGCUCCUGAGCUGAACUCCAUCAUCCGACAGCUUCAAGCCCACCAGCUGUCGCAGCUGCAGGCUCUGGCCCUGCCUCUGACCCCGCUGCCUGUGGGGCUGCAGCCCCCUUCGCUGCCGGCCGUCAGCGCGGGCACCGGCCUCCUCUCGCUGUCUGCGCUGGGCUCCCAGGCCCACCUCUCCAAGGAGGACAAGAACGGGCAUGACGGCGACACCCACCAGGAGGACGACGGCGAGAAGUCAGAUUAGUGGGCGGCUGGGAUGGGGGGGUUGGGGGGGGGGACACCGUGGAGACAGACACGGAGAGAGAGAGGAAGAUUCAGCUUGAGACACAGCAUAGCUCGGGAUUGGCUCAACUCUGGUCUAUGUAUGGGAGCCGCCUGCCGGGGCCCUCGCCCCCGCUUGUGUGCCACCCCCUGGCUUGGCUCCGACCCCCGCCUCCCGGCCUCCCUGCUCCUCCCCUGCAGCCUGAAGGGGUCCAUACCCGCUCCUACCGCAGAUGAGGCAAGCUGAGGCCUGGAGGCGCACGUGGGAGGCCAGGUCCGAAGGGAGCAAAACCUCAAGAGGUCCAACACCCCCCCCCCCCCCCCCGCACUUCCCUGAUUCGCACAUGUGUAAUGGACAGUCUGCCCGCCGGGUCCCCCACCCCCACCCCGGGGCACCCUGGCACCUCGCACCCUGGCACCGCAUGCAAACACAAUGCUAGCUGCCCCUCCUCCCCCGCCCUGGGCGCCUGGCGUCUCCCCCACCCACACACCCACCGCUAGUUCCCCACGCCCACGCCUACCUGGUCCUGUCCCCUCCCCUAUGAAAGGAAGAGGGGCCCGGGAGAGCGAGCUUAGCCCGGGGCACAGAGUGGAGCGGGUGACUCAGAAUUCCCUUUCUCCCCUUCCCGAAUAAAGAUGAGGGUACUCAAGUUGUCUUGGUUUUUAUUUUUUAUUUUUUUCCCUUUUUCCAGUAUACUAGCUCGUCUUUUAAGAAAAGGGAUGAUUAAAAAAAAGAAAAAGACAGAAAAAUGUUUUAAAAAAAAAAGCAACACCCACACCUGUGUCUGUAUAUAGCCUUUUAGACUGUCAGCUUUUCUUGUGUUCAGUCGUUUGAUCUCUGCGGAGAGAAGUGGAAAUGCUGUAUCGAGGGUGGGCUUAGCUGUGCCUUUCAAAUAAAGAUGUGAGAAGGUU